UCCGGCAAUCAUUUUUGUCAUCAGCACCAUGGCACAAAAGGACGCAAGCAAAUCGAAGGUGUGGACCGUAGAGGAGAUACACAGUUUGAUCGAAGCUUUUCGCACUACACCGGAUCUGUGGCAGAGGAAACAUGCUAACUACAAAAACAAACUACGGCGAAUUCAACUAUUUGCAGAUAUGGCUGCUGACUUUGGAACGUCCACCGAUGAAAUCAAAGAGAAGUUUCGCUCAUUGCGCACAGUUUACAUGCAAAAUUUGAAGAGAGUUGCCACCAUCGAUGGAUAUGUUCCGAAAUGGGAAUUCUAUAAUUCGCUGCAUUUUCUACACGGAGAAAUAACUUCAAAAUAUGAUGAUGGUGUAAAUAUCGACGAUGACGGCUCUGAAUCUGCUAUCUAUCUUGAGGAACCAUACGAAAGUCUUCCAUCGGACGACACGCACCAGCCAGAAAAACAGGUUAAUUCCAAGAAGAGGCGCGUUGAAGCUCCACCUUCGAGACCUCAAGAGCAAAGAAGCCCUUCUAUUUCGAAUGAUGCAUUUGGAAAAUUUGUUAUGCAUUCGUUGGAUGCAAUGAAUAAUCCAUUGAUAGAGGAGAAAACAAAACUUCGAAUACAGCUGCUGAUCUCUGACGCGAUGCACGAGGCGGCUUCCGCUGCUCUCUCGCUACUCACCUCGCACGCACCCCAAAGAGCAUCAUUUCAGUCCCCAACCAUAGAACAGGACACCUACGAAACGUGCGUGCAAACUGGUGAAGAGCUUCUUGAAGAGUUGACUAUUGUGAAGCAGGAAAUAGGGUAAUUCAUUUUAUUGUUUUAA
Messenger RNA from Topomyia yanbarensis, 814 nucleotides. RefSeq lists its product as uncharacterized. The coding region runs from base 29 to 796 and encodes 255 amino acids. Lineage: Eukaryota; Metazoa; Arthropoda; Insecta; Diptera; Culicidae. The transcript has 3 exons. The record is from RefSeq and is a predicted model, not a curated record.